Chelonus insularis is the source of this 2394-nucleotide messenger RNA. RefSeq names its product tetratricopeptide repeat protein 8 (gene BBS8). Gene Ontology annotation, cellular component: ciliary basal body; non-motile cilium; BBSome. NCBI's taxonomy places the organism in Eukaryota, Metazoa, Arthropoda, Insecta, Hymenoptera, Braconidae. The transcript has 8 exons. Gene Ontology annotation, biological process: non-motile cilium assembly. The record is from RefSeq and is a predicted model, not a curated record. The coding region runs from base 478 to 2040 and encodes 520 amino acids. Gene Ontology annotation, molecular function: protein binding.
AUAGCUCGACAGGUGAGAGUGUCUUUUCAAGUAUAGCGGAAUAGCAAGAGUACUUAUCGGACUCCUCAACAUCUCCCACUACUCGACCUUUAGAUCCUAUUAUAUUAUUCGACAUUGGAAUUAAUCAUUUUGAUUUCAUUAUUUCUAAAAACCAAUCACAAGCAUUUAAUACUUAUGGAUCUGUUGCGCUAUAGGUUCGCGAAAAAUAUUUUAAAAAUAUCAAUACAGUUUUAAUUCACCAAAUUUAUUUAUAAAAAAUGUGAAAUUCAAUAUUAUUUUUUAUUAAAAACAUUUUUUUAAGAAUGUCAAACGUUACAGUUUACGCAAUUUUUAUAUUCAUAUUACGCCACCUAUAUGCACACUUCAUUUUUGACGAUGCCACUAAAUUCAACUAAUCAAUACAAAGUUACAAACAUAAUAAUGAUACAUAUAUUUUUUAAUAAUAUAAACUUUAAAAAAAUAUAAGUUAAAGUAAAAAUGGAGCUUUAUACUGCACUUUGUUGGUUCAGAAUAAGAGAAUUUGAUAAAUGUACAGAAUUAUGUACAAAUUUACUAAAAAAAAAUCCUAAAGAUGAGGCUGCGUGGCUUUUAAAAAUGCGUGCCUUAACAUCACAAGUUUAUGUUGAUGAUUUAGAAACCGAAGAAGAAAGUAUUGCUGAAACUUUCUUCGAUAAUUAUACAAUUGCAGAAAUACCAAGACCAGGAACAUCAUUGAGAAAUCCAGCAACUUCUUACGAAGGCCAAGGAAUCCGUCCAAAAACUCAAUCAGGAAGACCUGUUACUGGUGUUGUGAGACCUAUGACCCAAGGUGGAGCAGCAAAAAGUAUGGAACAAGCGUUAAGAACCGCUAGAACAGCAACCGCGAGACCAAUUACAACGGCCUCAGGACGUGUUGCAAGAUUAGGAACAGCUUCUAUGAUGUCAGAUCCCAAUGGAUCUUUUAUUGAAUUAUCAAGAUUGAACAUUCAAAAGUAUGCAAAAAGGCAAGAGAUAGCAAAACCACUUUUUGAAUAUAUAUUUUAUCAUGAACAUGAUAUAAGGAUGGGUCUGGAUUUUGCCAUUCUAGGAGUACAAGCAACUGAGUUCAAAGACUGGUGGUGGAAAUUUCAAAUGGGCAAGUGUUACUAUAUGCUUGGUCUUAUAAGAGAUGCUGAAGAACAAUACAAAAUAGUUCUAAAAGAGCAUAAGUCUAUUGAUGUUGUAUUAAGAUUAGUUAGGGUGUAUGUUCGUCUUGAUCAGCCAAUAGCUGCUUUAGAUUUAUGUAAACGUGGGCUUGACUAUUUUCCUAAUGAAGUCAUGAUAAUGACUGAAAUGGCAAGAAUUUUUGAAGGGUUAAAUAAUACAACAAUGUCACUGAAAUUUUAUAAACAAGUGGUUCAAGAAGAUGGUGCAAACAUAGAAGCAAUCGCUAGUAUUGCAAUGCAUCAUUUUUAUAAUGAUCAACCGGAAAUUGCUAUGGCAUUAUAUCGGAGAUUGUUUCAAAUGGGUCUUUACAAUGCAGAGAUUCUUACCAAUCUGGGUUUGUGUUGUUUUUAUGCACAGCAAUAUGAUCAUACUAUUUCAUGCUUUUUGAGAGCACUUCAAGAAAUAAAUGAAAAAAAUGCUCCUGAUGUUUGGUAUAAUAUUUCACACAUUGCAAUUGUUCGUAGUUUUAUUUCAAUUAUUUCAUCUUGUUUUUUCUGGAAAUUAAUAAACCAAUUGAACGUAACAUUUCAGGGUCGAGGAGAUUUAAUUAUGGCCGAAGAGUGCCUUCGAAUAGCAAUAACGCUAGACAAUAGACAUGCAAUUUCCUAUAAUAAUUUAGGUAUACUUGAAUUAAAAAAAGGAAAUCUCACAGCUGCUAAAACUUAUUUUGUAUCAGCGGCUUCGAUUGCUGAAUAUAUGCACGAACCUCAUUACAAUGUUGCCUUAUUAUCGUACAAACAAGGAGAUUUACAAAUGAGUUAUAAAAGUGUGCAAAAAGCACUGAAAGCUUACCCUGGCCAUUAUGAGUCGAAAGAAUUAUACAAAAGACUCGAACCAUAUUUUAGUAGUGUAUAAAUUUUGUGAGUGCUAUUAACAAAAAUUUAAGUAAAAUUUUGACUAUUUGUUUUCAAUAAUGUGUUAAUUUGAUUAAGAAAACUAACAGUAGACAAUGAAAGCUUUAUACAAAAAAUUUUUUCUAAUAUGAAAAAUUUUUCAGCAUUUUUCAUGGAUUGGAUUAAACAAUAGCAUUGGCUAUUUGAUCUAAUAUUGACUGAUUCACUGAUUCUGCUAGUGAUAGAUUGAUUGUUUGGGAGAUGGAAUUUAAUCGUCGUUUAAAAUUUUCUAUGCUCUGCAGAAUUAAAUGAAUCCUUAAGGAAUAGAUAUCAUGUUCUUGAUUGAAAUUUUCAAAUUCAUAAAUGAAUUGAUUUA